Sugiyamaella lignohabitans is the source of this 1800-nucleotide messenger RNA. It is a transcript of the gene MIG1, whose product is annotated as transcription factor MIG1. Gene Ontology annotation, cellular component: nucleus; cytoplasm. The transcript has a single exon. Lineage: Eukaryota; Fungi; Ascomycota; Dipodascomycetes; Dipodascales; Trichomonascaceae. The record is from RefSeq and is a predicted model, not a curated record. The coding region runs from base 1 to 1800 and encodes 599 amino acids. Gene Ontology annotation, molecular function: RNA polymerase II cis-regulatory region sequence-specific DNA binding.
AUGUCAGCCUCUGGUCCUUCAACUGCCAACGUGGGAUCAAAAGAGCUACCUCGGCCUUAUAAAUGUCCUAUUUGUGACAAGGCCUUUCACCGACUAGAGCAUCAAACAAGACACAUCCGAACUCAUACUGGUGAGAAGCCUCAUGCCUGUACAUUUCCUGGUUGUACCAAAAGAUUUAGUCGUAGUGAUGAGCUGACUAGACAUCUACGAAUUCAUACAAAUCCCAACUCCCGUCGCAACAAUAGGAAUGCCAAAUAUACUUUAGAACCAAAGGACGGCAAACUGGAUGCUAAUGGGUCGGUUACUAGUAUUCAACAAGCUGGUGCUUUACCAAAUCCGCUAGGAAUUUCGGGACUCAACAAUAAUUCACCUGGCCUAGCCCCUCCUGGUACUGGCACUUUACUUUUUAAUGGGACCGCUACGGCUACCGGCUCUAGCACUUCUGUUAUGAAACAGCCUAUUACAGAAUAUGGCAAACCGUAUACAGGAGCUGGACCUGGUAGUAGUCUAGCUGGACCUGGCUCGCUGGGUGCACCAACGAAGUUAACUCAAAGCGCCUCGUUAACAAACCUUCCAUCAUUAGCUACUUUUCAUCACCCGUCACAGCAGUCUAGUUUCAGUGGUAACUUCUUGCCACCAGUUCCACAACAUCAACAGUCACCUUUAGUAAAGUCUGAGUACUCAUCUGCCGCAAGUACACCAUACUCAUCAUCGCCCUCUUCGCCAACUCUCCACCAUCUUCAACCCUCUAAGCCAACCGACUCUUCACCUGCUAACGCAGGUGGUGCUGCAGGCGGUGCUGGUACUGGUGGUUUCUUCCGUGUUCCUCAUUCCUCGUUUGGAAACUCAUCGGGAGCUAGAGGCGGUCUGUUUGAUAUGAAUGCUUUGGCUACUGCCGCUACUCAGGAAUUGGAAAGAGAGAACGCUGCUGCCGCCGCUGCUGCUGCUGCUGCUGCUAACGGCAGCCCCGGUGCAAGUACCAACUCAAGUGCCAAUACCACACCACCUCUUCACGCACCAGCUCCUACGGUGCAACAGUCCUCAUCCUCUCCAUCACUCGCUUCGUAUUUUUCACAAGGAAUUGCCCGCGAGAACGGUUCGUCUUCAUCCCAUCAUCAUCAUUUUGGACACCAUCAUCACCACCCUUAUUCUGGCGUUCAAAGAAUUACUCCACUUACGUCUUUAUAUAAAGCCAGACACGAUGAUGACGAAGUCGACGUAUAUGCACAUAGAUCCAAGAAAUCGAGGCCAAACUCGCCUACUUCGACAGCACCAAAUUCACCUACAUUUUCACCAUCUGGUUCACCAACACCUGAUCACACGCCGUUAGUUACUCCCGCCCAUUCUCCCCGAUUGCACCCUAGAGACGACUUAGCCGGUCUUCAACUGCCAAGUAUUAGGUCACUAAGUUUAGGUAGACAUAUGCCACCUCCUCUGCAGCCACUAGAGGUGGGGCAACAUCCGCCUCCGCCUACUGCUCGAACACAGCAACAACAGCAGCAACAACAACAACAGAACACUCAACAACCACAACUUCAACAUCAGCAGAAUGCUCAUGGCGCUACCACCCCUACUGUCUCAGGCUCUCCCAGUGCCCCCAAUUCGCACAGUAGUUUGGGUAGGGUGUCGUCGGGUCUUGCUCUUUCGGCGCUGAAUUCAGCAGCCAAUAGUCCUGAGUCUUCUUCAGCAUCGACCCCGAAUUCCGCGGGACCUCCUUCGGCUGUCAGCACCCCUUCGACCUCUUCUAUUCCUAGAGUAGCAGUAUCUGAUUUGAUUAAUGGACCUGGAUCCUCGUCUUAG